GAAUUAAUGUGAUUGACUUCUUGAGAUUCAUUAAACAAAUUCUGAAAAUAUUUCAAAGUUUAUCCAACUUGCAUCGCCGCUAGAACAUUGCGUUCCAUAAUGUUGAGUAUUUUGUUGCCUGAUCUAUAAAUACAGUGAGUAACAAUAUUCUCAAGCCUCACCAUAAACUAUGAAUUAUAACUAUCAAUAGUGAACAAAAAAUAAUUAAUUGGUUGAGGAUUUUCCGAGAGGAAUUACACGAGGCUCCAGCCAUGAGGAGACGUGGCUGGUGCUCCGCUAGCUGUUUCCUACUCAUCGUGUCUGGCAUGGCUUUCACUCGCUUCACGCGCCGCGUGUCCCACGCUCCCGACACCUACACCCCUAACGAGUUGGGCGUGUGCACGGGCCGACGUUGGCCCGCGGACGUCCCCCCGCUGUACGUGAUCACUCCGACGUACCGCCGAGCUGAGCAGAUCCCUGAGCUCACCAGACUCGCCCAGACCCUCCUGCUGGUGGACAGCUUGGUCUGGAUCGUCGUCGACGAUGCCGACGAGCCCACGCCUGCAGUCGUCAAUUACCUGCAGGAGCGACGUAUAUGUCACGUCUACUUAAUAGCUCGCAUGCCGGCUAAGUAUCGGAACCGGAACAGCUUGCACAAACCGCGUGGUGUGGCCAACAGACGCAAGGGCUUGAGGUGGAUAAAACGACACGCAAAAAGCGGCGGCUCUUUGUACUUCGCGGAUGACGACAACACCUACGACUCGAGAAUUUUUGAGGAAAUACGACGAACGAAAAAAGUUUCCAUGUUCCCGGUCGGUCUGGUUACGAGCCUCGGCGUGAGUUCCCCAAUAGUUCGUCAUGGGAGAGUCACUGGCUUCUAUGAUGGGUGGAUUGCCAACAGGAAGUUUGCAGUUGACAUGGCUGGAUUUGCCGUCAACGUGAAUUUUUUCUUGUCGAAACCCAAGGCUGAUAUGCCGUUUAUGGUCGGCAGAGAAGAGACAAAGUUUCUAGAAUCCAUGGAUGUAACCCUCGAUGACAUCGAGCUUCUCGCCGUCAACGCUACAAAGAUUCUUGUGUGGCACACAAGAACGAAGAAAAACGGCAGGGCCAAACCAGGGGACAAGAAGCUCGACUACUCGAACAGCAACAUCGAUGCGUUAAUAACGCAGAUUUGGAGAUAACAUCUCAUUCAGUUUGGUGGCAUAAGCCAGGAGAUAAAUGCGUUUACAGUGUCGCCUGACAGCGUGAGGAUUUUCUAGUCACCCCACAAUUGAAUAAAAAUUCGUAGAAUUAA
This is a messenger RNA of Hyalella azteca, 1273 nucleotides long. Its product is annotated as galactosylgalactosylxylosylprotein 3-beta-glucuronosyltransferase P. Gene Ontology annotation, molecular function: galactosylgalactosylxylosylprotein 3-beta-glucuronosyltransferase activity. Gene Ontology annotation, biological process: chondroitin sulfate proteoglycan biosynthetic process; carbohydrate metabolic process. The record is from RefSeq and is a predicted model, not a curated record. Gene Ontology annotation, cellular component: Golgi membrane. NCBI's taxonomy places the organism in Eukaryota, Metazoa, Arthropoda, Malacostraca, Amphipoda, Hyalellidae. The transcript is spliced from 5 exons. Bases 252 to 1160 code for a protein of 302 amino acids.